Messenger RNA from Symbiodinium necroappetens, 3408 nucleotides. NCBI's taxonomy places the organism in Eukaryota, Dinophyceae, Suessiales, Symbiodiniaceae. The record is from the annotation of a GenBank genome assembly.
GACAUCACACCAGAGGGAUUGUUGGCCAAGUGCAUGACAUCUGCUGGCAAGGCUGCCGCCCAGUGGAUGCGCCUUCUGGCCGUGAACGGAAUGAGGGGAGGUAGCCAGGACCUGGUGAGGAAAGUGGAAGAGAUCUACUGCCUCGACGGCAUGCUGGAGUUGACUUUCGAGCAGCCUCGGCGAUUUUCUCUCGACCUCUCCAAGCAUCGAAACAAGGAUCUUGGAAUGGAGCUUAGAGCGCACCGCACCUCGGUCGGAAUCAGCACCAUAACUGGCGGCGGCAUCGUCGCGGACUACAAUGCCAGCGUACCGGAGGACCGGCGCAUUGGCCUGAGCUCUCGGGUCAUAGCCGUGGAUGGCUCCAACGCCGGCGGUGGCGAGCAGAUGCUACAGACCAUCAUGUCUGACCAGGUCGUCGCUGACUAUCCCACAAGGUCUGGGGCCUCCGGCGCGUCCCGGGCCUCUUUGGGGGGCGCGAAGAGCAUCGGCCUGAUGGGCAGCCUCGCAGUUCUGCUGAACAACAUCUUGGGGCCCGGGAUCGCCAACUUCUCCAGCCUUUACCAGCAGAGCGGCUGGUUGCCCCCGACUUUCCUGGUGCUGGUCUGCGUUGCUUCCAGCAUCUUCAGCGGGGCCAUGCUGCUGGCAGCAAUGCGUGCGUACCCAAACAACCAGGAUUUCGAUGUUCGAGUUGAGUAUGGUACGCUCUGCCGGCACUACUUCAACUCGAGAGUGGCCCAGAUCUUCCAAGGCCUCUUUCAGCUUGCGAUGCUCACGGCCAACAUCAGUAACAUCAUCCAGACAGCGCAGGUCUUCGACUAUUUCUUCGACACUGUCUUCGGUGACUCAUGUGCCCUCAUGUUCUACCCGAGCGUCUUCCAUCCAUUCUGCCAGAGUUCCAGCCAGGAUGUAACCCCCUUCGGUGCUGGGAAGGUGGUCCUCUCUCUUGGGAUGUGCAGUGUCGGACUCGUCAGCAUCCCUUUGGGCUAUUGGAACCUGGAGGAUAACGUGAAGGUGCAAAAUGCAGCGCUCUUCGUCAUCCUUCUGUCGAUCUUACUCUGGAUGUUCAUCUUCUGUGCUCUUGGCCUCGAAGCUGAACGGGUGCCAGCAGUGGGGACCUCCCUUCACAACAUGGGGGGCACUAUCCUCUUUAACUUCAUGUUUAUCUCUACAGUACCAUCCUGGGUCUGCGAGAAGAAGCCGGGAGUGCCACCGUUAAGAACGAUCCUGCUAACCCUGGCCCUGGCAGUGGUGGGAUACCUCAUGGUUGGCAUCCUGGGCGGCAUGGCCUUCGAGCCCUACUUCAAGACAGACAACACCCUGCUUUCUCAGCUGAACCACAUCUCCCCUCAGGAUGGAUCGCGAUUGGUUCGAUCCACAGCCUUUGUCACUGUACAGGCCUAUGCCAUCUCAGCGAAUUUGGCCUCGAUCCCCAUAUUCUCCAUCCUCAUGCGCUACAACUUGAUAGAAAGCAAGCUCAUGGGCCCCAAGGUGGCAGGUGCUGCUUCCGUGCUUGUUCCCUUUGGGGUGUCCGUCCUUCUCUACACUGGCGAAGGCUUUAAGAAUGCCGUGGAUUUCUCCGGCACCUUCACGUCCUCCUUCGUCAAUCUUAUGGCGCCCAGCCUCUUCUUCCUCUCGGCGCUGAGGCAGCCCGAGCAGACCGCAACGCUGAUGAGCGCUCGCGAGUGCUCUCGCCCUCUCGCGGAAGGAAAGCCCUUCUGGAAGACGUCGGCGUGGGAAAGCCUCCAAUGCCAAGCUGCGAAGCCUCGGCGCCUGUGGCAGAUCAUCGCUUGGGUGAAUCUGUCAUUGAUGGCGGUGCUCACGCUUGUCUCCAUCGUGGCCUUCUCUUUGACGGUGCUGAACUGGUCCACUGAGCGUGGAGCUUGGAACAGCAGCAUGGUUGGGGUUUCGCUUCAGCUCGGAUCGGGCCUCGCCUAUGCCUUCAAGUUCACGGCGAUCAAGCUUCUUCUGGGCGGCCCAAGCGACGAGUUUGUGAAUUCGGCCCAGCAGCCUCCCUCGAAGGCACAGGUUGCCUUCGUUUGCAACCCAGUGACCGGAUUGGUUAGUUUGGCCAUCCUGCCAUUGGGCAAGGACUGGACGCUCCCCUCCAUGCCUCUGGCAGUAGCAGUUGCUGCCAGCGCGACUGGCAUAUUGGUGUUCCAGCUGCGUCUUACGCAGCUUACGUCUCCGUUGACAGUUUCCGUGCUUUCUGUCUUCCACGACGUUGCGAUCGUGCUCUUCUUCUUAAUUGCGGAUGGCGAGAGGUUUACCACGGCACAGCAAGCUGGGUAUGCAGAGUGUAGAUUAAGGCUUGGGACAUUCGACACGGACUUACUUGACAGGAUGCUCUCAGGCCAUGGCUUCAAAACACCCGUCCCCGUCCCUGUUGCCGCAAAGCCACUCCCACGACCUUUUAUCCAGUUCUGCAGACCCAAGUGGCCUGCUGGACCCAGGCGAGUUGUGAGCGAGAAGACAAUUUUCGACCGGCGCCAAGUGCUGCUCUCUGGGCUCUGUGGCCUCUCAGCUGCUCUGGGCUUGGGGCACCGCGCGCGUGCGGCCUCCGCAUCGCGGGGCGUCACCAGCAGCGAGGUGGUGCUCUGUGAGAAUGGGGAUCUGUCCGUGGAUUUUCCGAUUUGGAGCGGGGAUGGGACGCGCGAAGCCACGGAGGAGCUCCUGAAAGCAAGCGGAGGCAGUGCAGCUGCCGGCGCCGAGUCGGACUGGGCUGGUCUUUGGCGUGUCACCUAUGCUCCGCACCUCCGCACACUUGGCUCUCUGGCUCUCACCCAGCUGGACGUCUAUUAUGACAUUGCUCCCCCGACGGCGGAUACCUCCCCCAGAAUCAGGUCCUUUGCUCGCUUCGAGGGUCCUUUUGGCCGCGGUUGGCUGAACGCAGCUGGGACACUGGCGACUCUUUCUAGCGAUGAGGUGGAGGUCAACUUUUCCGACUUCUGGAUCGAUUUCAACUCGCCGCUUCCGCGACCCGAGCCCGAAGCAGGCGACCGAGUGGGCAGCGACCUCGCCAGGGUGUUCUUCCUGCGCGACCUGAGUCGCUUUCCUGUGAGGAGUCUGAAUCUUCAGACCGGCCUGACUGUCUUCCGCUUCCCUCCCCUGGGCGUGGAGAUUUCUGCCUGCCGAGUCUCCGCCGCAGGGGCGGUCUUGUACAGCUGUGCCAAGAUGCGCUAUUCGAACCUCGCCGAGGAGAGCAACUCCGACGAGAUCGAUUCCCAGGUGGAGCAAAGUUUCAGCAUGACGCCGCUGGCGGUGAGGCCUCUCGCUCUCAGCUUCCGAAGGUGCCGAGAGCCGUCUCGGGCCUUGGAAGCCACAGCGCAUGCUGCGACAUGGUCCCGCCGAAGGCCUGCCUUUCCCAGCCACUUUCAGUUCAUAUUGGUCUCUUUCUCGGCAUGUCUUUAG